Messenger RNA from Leptopilina boulardi, 1488 nucleotides. RefSeq lists its product as uncharacterized. The transcript is spliced from 3 exons. NCBI's taxonomy places the organism in Eukaryota, Metazoa, Arthropoda, Insecta, Hymenoptera, Figitidae. Bases 412 to 1380 code for a protein of 322 amino acids. The record is from RefSeq and is a predicted model, not a curated record.
ACUGUUUGUUCGUUAAAAUAAUCAAUUUUGCCAGUUAAAAAACAAUUUAUUUUUACCACGUUUAUAGUUAAUUUAAUUUUUUAUUAAAAAUUCAUAUUAUUUAAAAUAGAGGCGAGUAAAGAAUUUUAUAUUAUAAAAAUAUUUAUACUUUUGUAUUUUUCACAAGUAGCAAUGUGGCAGUAAAACAUUAAGGCCUCAAAAUAAAUAGUUUUUUUUUAUCACGUGACAAAAAAAAAAAAAAAAAAAAAUUCAUUCAAACUAAUUUCAAAACUAUACAUUUAUCCCAGAUAAUAAUUGGUGAAGUUUUAUUUUUCAAUUAUAAUUAUUUAUAUUUUUUAUUUAAUAACAAACGAGUAAAAAUAAAUUAUUCUAAAUUCUAAAAUUUAUUAAAAUAAUUAUAAUAAAUUAACUAUGUCAUUAUCUCAUAAAGAAAUGAUGGAUUUUUUACAAAAGCAAGUGGAAUUUGUUUUAAAUGAUAAAAAUCUUUCUAAUUUGAAAUUUCAAUUUUCAAAUGCAUGUAAGGAUGGUGAAAAUUUUUUGGGAUCAUUAUAUCGUGUUAAAAUAAAUGGCGAAAAAAAUGGUGAAAAUAAAGAAUUAAAUUUAAUUAUUAAAUGUAUUCCCAACGAUGAAAAAUUAAGUAUUCUUUUAAGAGGACGAGAGAUAUUUCUCAAUGAAAUUGCACUCUAUGAAGAACGAAUGCCAAUAAUUAUGAAUUUUUUAAAAGAAUUUAAUUUACAAUAUAACGACUGUCCUGCUUACUACGGAGGAUGUAAAACGCCAAGAAAAGAGGCUUUAGAAAAUGAAGAUCAACAUUAUGUGAAUAAAAUUAAACGACUUAAAGAAAAUGCACAACAAGCUAUUGAUUAUGCAUGUGAUAGUAGAAAUGCAGAGCCUUAUGCGACUUUUAAUCAUGGUGAUUUAUGGACCUGCAAUAUGUUAUUUAAAUAUAAUGAAAAUUCAGAGCCAGAAGAUGUUCGUUUUCUUGACUUUCAACUCAAUAGAUAUGGUUCACCGGCAAUGGACAUCCUUUACACAUUCUUUACUUGUCUCACACAGGAAAUGAGAGACAAAUAUUAUGACGAAUUAUUGCAUCAUUAUCAUGAUUCAUUAUCUCAAUUAUUGAAAAAAUUAAAUUGUGAUAUUGAAAAACUUUUUCCAUUUGAUGUUCUAUUGGAACAUCUUCAACGUUUUGGAUCCUAUGGGGCCUGUAUGUCGGUUAUAGAUAUUCAUCUUUUCACCGCACGCGAUAUUGAUGAUCCACAACCACUUUAUCAUAUUGAUUUUCUUAGAACAUUGCCGACACUUUUGAAAACUAAUAAAUUAUAUCAUCAAAUACUCAGAGAUUCACUAAAAGAUAUGGUAGAUAGAAAUUAUAUAUAAAAUUUUGUAAAUUAUUUAGAAAAUUUUAAAUAGUAUUUUAUAUAAUAUGAAAUUUAGUGAAUUUUUAAGUAUAAUAUUUGGUCUAUCAAAUUUGAAGGAACACUAAAU